Molecule: messenger RNA, 2061 nt
Organism: Dryobates pubescens (Downy woodpecker)
Lineage: Eukaryota; Metazoa; Chordata; Aves; Piciformes; Picidae
Gene: ERI2
Product: ERI1 exoribonuclease family member 2
Exons: 8
Coding region: 1-2061 (686 amino acids)
Biological process (GO): exonucleolytic trimming to generate mature 3'-end of 5.8S rRNA from tricistronic rRNA transcript (SSU-rRNA, 5.8S rRNA, LSU-rRNA)
Molecular function (GO): nucleic acid binding; zinc ion binding; 3'-5'-RNA exonuclease activity
Source: RefSeq, a predicted model, not a curated record
AUGGCUACCAAGCGCCUUGCCAGGCAGCUGGGACUGGCUCGGAGCAGUGCGCGGGGGCGGAGCAGCGCGCAGGCGGCGGCAGAGCAACGCUUCGGCUUCCUGAUCGUGCUGGACUUCGAGGCAACGUGCUGGCGGGACCCGGGGCGGCGCAGCCCCGAGAUCAUUGAAUUCCCAGCAGUCCUGUUAAACACUUCUACAGGAGACAUUGAAUCUGAGUUCCACACCUACGUCCAGCCCCAGGAGCAUCCCCUUCUGUCUGAUUUUUGUACAGAACUAACAGGCAUUACCCAGGAUCAGGUUGAUGAAGGGGUCCCCCUAAACAUUUGCUUAUCACAGUUUUUGAAAUGGAUUGAAAAGAUACAAAAGGAGAAGAAAAUCAUAUUCAGCAGAGACACUCUAAGCAACUCUAACUCUGAAGCAAAAGCAUGCACCUUUGUUACUUGGACGGACUGGGACCUGGGUGUGUGUUUGCAGUAUGAAUGUAAAAGGAAGCAGCUGCGAAAACCUGCCAUUUUCAAUUCCUGGAUUGAUCUCAAAGCAACGUACAGGGCCUUCUAUAACAGACAGCCCAAAGGGCUAAAUGGUGCUCUGCAGGAUUUGGGGCUAGCUUUUGCAGGACGGGAGCAUUCUGGGUUGGAUGAUUCCCGGAAUACUGCCCGGCUUGCUUGGAGGCUGAUUUGUGAUGGAUGCGUGCUGAAGGUUACUAAAUCUUUGGAUAAGGCACAUCUGAAGAAUAAUACAAUUUCCAGAACACUGACUACAAACUUCUCUGACAAGACUCCACUGGGAAGAAACAGCAGACCUGAAACAGCUAGAGAUGGAGCUUGUGAAACAAGCUCCCUGGCUGAGAAAAAGCAGAACGGUGUUGCCGGAAUUAAGCUAAAUUCUAAUGUACAAACUGAAGAACAUCAUCAGACCGCUUGCCCUGAUUCAUCUGCAGAUGUCUGUGUUGUACCUAGCAGCAGCUCAAGGACUGAGUUGCAUGCUCAAUCCCAAAGCUCUUCAACAGCAUCUACUGACAGAUUUCCUGUUCCUCUUGAGCAGGCACAGCAAUCUCCCCAUACUGUAUCAGCAGGCAUUUGGCAAGGAUUGAGCAAUCACCAGCCUCUGAGUACAGCUGGAUAUAACCCUCUGGUACCCGGGUCAGGACUAGUGCUCGUCUCCACAACCAUCUCUUCAGUUAAUAUCUCUAAUGAAGAUAUCAGCACUAGUUCUGAUUGCUUAUCUCUGUUGAGUGACUGGGAAGAUGUUGCUUUGAUACCAGAAUCUCAAUGUGAACAAAAUUCAGACUGUAUUCCAUCCAAAGAUGACUCAAGUAGAGAUAUUUCAACAGCAUUUGAAGAGAAAAAAAUCUCAAAACAAUUGGCUUUGCUCAGUUCAGAAAAUCAGAGUUUGGAGAACCCCAUAGUACCUGUGGAACCCCUGAAAUCUAUUGUUUACAAAAGUCCUGAUACUACUAUCUACAAUGUAGGAGCAGUACAAAGGCAGACCUCAACGUUUUCAGCUUUUAAGUUACCACCUGCAAAGGUAAAUGGUACUUCAGCAGCAUCAGCUGGAAAUGAUUCCACUCCAGCAGAGGUCCCUAAAAGAAAGCCAACUAGUCCAAAAACCUUCCCACCAGCAAAGAAACAGUCUUUUGCUAUCUAUGAAGAGAAAAGUACAUCUUUUCACCAUUCCUUACCUUUAAGGAGUUCAAAUUUGCCCCAAGUAUCUCCUGCCAUUCUGAACUCCACAGUCAAUUCAGUUCACUCUGCAAGAGCUGUGAAAAACAGCAAACCAACUCCCCCUCUGUGUAACUGUGGUCGAAGAGCUAAAAGGCUGAAUGUGUCAAAUGCUGGUCCAAACCAUGGCAAAGCCUUUUUUUGUUGUCCUGUUGGCAAGCACAAAGGUAAGAAGAAAGGUUGUGGAUACUUCAAGUGGGAACAUGCACUUCUGAAAGAGAAAUCUGAUGGUCUCAGCCUGAAUGCAGAUGCUGUGACCUCUCUAGGAACUUGCACUAACAAUUCAGGAAACUCUUGCAACAGAAAAUACUUGCCUCUUCGACCCUCUAUGAGAACUUGA